AUGGAGCUUCGAAUAAAGCUAUUGAGAGAGAAUAGUGAGCUGCAGAACCUUCAUAAGAAAUUUGUGCUUGGUAAUAUCUUGACAGAAUCUGAGUUCUGGGCUACAAGGAAGAAGUUGCUUGAUGGAGACAGUGGCACAAAGUCCAAACAACGGGUUGGUUUUAAAAACAAACAAGGUUACAUUCAAUUUGACACCAGAGAUCAAAUAUCAGGUGGAUGGGUUGGUUAUUUCUCAUAUGAUACGAUGCGCUAUGCGGAGAGGAAAAAGCUGCCAUUCUCUAGUGCCCCACCUGAUGACAGGAACCUUCCUGAUCUCCAUCUUGGUCUCUAUGAUGAUGUUAUUGUGUUUGAUCAUGUGGCGAAGAAAGCAUAUGUGCUUCACUGGGUACGACUAGAUCGAUAUUCUUCUGCUGAGGAGGCCUUCAAUGAUGGAAUACAGAAAUUGGAAACUUUGGUAUCUAGAGUACAUGAUAUAGUCCCCCCGAGGCUUCCUGCAGGAUCAAUCAAGUUACACACUCAUCUCUUUGGUCCUGAAUUGAAAAUGUCAAGCAUGACAAGCAAGGAAUACAAGGAGGCAGUUUUGCAGGCUAAAGAACAUAUUCUGGCUGGUGAUAUUUUCCAGAUUGUAUUGAGUCAACGUUUUGAACGAAGAACAUUUGCUGACCCAUUUGAAGUCUAUAGAGCUCUAAGGAUUGUUAAUCCUAGUCCAUACAUGACUUACUUACAGGCUAGGGGGUGUAUUAUUGUUGCUUCAAGCCCAGAAAUUCUUACCCGUGUGAAGAAGAGAAAGAUCACUAAUCGACCCCUUGCUGGUACUGCCAGAAGAGGGAAAACACCCAAAGAAGAUUUAAUGCUGGAAAAAGAGCUUUUAAAUGAUGAAAAGCAACGUGCAGAGCACAUUAUGCUAGUUGACUUGGGGAGGAAUGAUGUUGGAAAGGUCUCUAAACCUGGUUUUGUUAAGGUUGAAAAGCUCAUGAACGUUGAGCGGUAUUCCCAUGUUAUGCACAUCAGCUCCACUGUCACUGGAGAGUUACUUGACCAUUUAACCAGUUGGGAUGUUCUGCGUGCUGCAUUACCUGUUGGGACUGUCAGCGGAGCACCAAAGGUGAGCAGAGUGAAGGAUGCCAUGUCAAAAAAUUUUCCACAGCUGGAGGUAACAAAUGUGCUGCUCAGGAAGAACAUUAACACGUGAAGGUGACUGGGUAACAGUUUGCAGCAUGAUGUUAGUAGGAUAAAGUAAACAUGUGAAGAUGAGCAACUUCCCAUUGAACAUGUAUUUUCUUUAUAUCUGAAAACACUGGAUGUUUUCCUUCUCUACCUCUUUUGUAUUUUGUUGUGUAUACAUUGCUCCUACUGGGGCUCAAGUUUUGAUAGUCACAUCUUCUGUUCCAUUGGACUCACACAGAAGGCUUUGGUAACUACUGAAAUGGAACUAUUGUUUUAG
This is a messenger RNA of Quercus lobata, 1443 nucleotides long. Its product is annotated as anthranilate synthase alpha subunit 2, chloroplastic-like. NCBI's taxonomy places the organism in Eukaryota, Viridiplantae, Streptophyta, Magnoliopsida, Fagales, Fagaceae. Bases 1 to 1191 code for a protein of 396 amino acids. The record is from RefSeq and is a predicted model, not a curated record. Gene Ontology annotation, biological process: L-tryptophan biosynthetic process. The transcript has 13 exons.